CUCUUUGUUCAUCACUUCAAUUUCAGCAACUUCUUCAUUCAUCACUUGUGAGUUUACCUGCACCAAAGCACAAAGAAGAAAAAAGAACACUUCUUGCAAUCUAUUGUAGAGAAGAUGAAGAUGAGCAGCACAAACAUGGGAAGCUCCAAGAGAAGAAUUUCAAGCAGAGGACUAGGAGGGGUCCUAAGAGAGCAAAGGGCUAGGCUUUACAUAAUCAGAAGAUGUGUGGUCAUGCUGCUUUGCUGGCAUGAAUGAAGAGUAUCUUUCUAGUUCUAUCUAGCCUUCAAUAAGAAGGGAUGCUUGUUUUUUUCUUCUUCUUCUUCUUUGAUCAUCUUGGGGAGUGUAAAUAGCAAAGGCCGAGAUUAGUGAGAAAGAAGUUAACAAUUUUGUACUAAUUAUUAAUUGGCUUUAUGAGCCUUCAUGUGUAUACAGUCGGAUAGCUUAAUGGAUUGAAAAAUCAUCUUUAUCAAUUCAUUGAGUCUUAGUAAUUCUUUUCAUUUCCA
Coffea eugenioides is the source of this 503-nucleotide messenger RNA. RefSeq lists its product as uncharacterized. Lineage: Eukaryota; Viridiplantae; Streptophyta; Magnoliopsida; Gentianales; Rubiaceae. Gene Ontology annotation, biological process: negative regulation of cell population proliferation. The record is from RefSeq and is a predicted model, not a curated record. The transcript has a single exon. Bases 115 to 255 code for a protein of 46 amino acids.